This is a messenger RNA of Vigna angularis (adzuki bean), 2187 nucleotides long. RefSeq lists its product as uncharacterized. The transcript is spliced from 6 exons. Lineage: Eukaryota; Viridiplantae; Streptophyta; Magnoliopsida; Fabales; Fabaceae. Gene Ontology annotation, molecular function: nucleic acid binding. The annotation marks the transcript as partial. Gene Ontology annotation, biological process: DNA integration. The record is from RefSeq and is a predicted model, not a curated record.
AUGGAGAUGUUUAAAAAACUGGAGAUUUCCAUUCCUUUCUCAGAAUCAUUGCAACAGAUGCCAUCUUAUGCAAAGUUUUUGAAAGAACUCCUUACAAAGAUGAGAAAAUAUAUUGAGAAGGAGACCAUUGAAGUAAAAGGUAAUUGUAGUGCAAUCAUACAACAAUUACCCCCCAAGUUUAAAGAUCCAGGGAGUUUCACUAUUCCAUGCACUAUAGGGGAGUUGGAAGUUGGAAGAGCUCUAAUUGAUUUGGGUGCUAACAUUAAUUUGAUGUCACUUUCUAUAUUUAAAAGAAUUGAGGGCUUAGAGCUCAAACCCACUAGAAUGGCACUUCAAUUGGCGGAUAGGUCUAUUAAAUAUCCGUAUGGAGUGGUUGAAGAUGUGCUGGUCAAUGUAGACAAAUUCGUUUUUCCAGUCGAUUUUGUUAUCAUGGAUUUGGAGGAAAAUGGUGAUGUACCACUUAUUCUUGGGAGACCAUUUUUGAAGACUGCCAGAGUUUUAAUUGAUGUGGAGAAUGGUAAGCUCAAAUUGACUGUUCAAGAUGAAGAAGUAAAUUUCGAUGUAUUUCAAGCCAUGACACAUCCAAAAGAUGAUAAAGCAUGUUUUCAGUUUGAUAUACUUGAUGAAGUUUUCAUGGUGCAAGAAAGGAUGUAUAGAAAGAUGCCUUUUGGAUUAUGUAAUGCUCCAGCUACGUUUCAGAGGUGUAUGCAGGCAAUUUUUGCUGAUCUUCUAGAAAAAUGCAUUGAAGUAUUCAUGGAUGACUUCUCAGUUUUUGGAAACUCCUUCCAAAGAUGUUUAGCUAAUUUGAACACUGUCCUCAAAAGAUGUGUUCAGACAAAUCUGGUUCUGAAUUGGGAAAAAUGUCAUUUCAUGGUAACUGAAGGAAUUGUAUUGGGGUUUUAUAGAAGAUUUAUCAAAGAUUUCUCAAAAAUUGCUAAACCAUUGAGUAAUCUCUUGAUGAAAGAUGCUCCUUUUGUGAUGAAUGAAGAUUGCCUGAAAGCUUUUGAUAUAUUGAAGCAGAAACUAGUGUCAGCUCCAGUAAUUGCAGCACCAGAUUGGAAUCAAAAUUUUGAAUUAAUGUGUGAUGCAAGUGAUUAUGCAAUAGGAGUUGUCCUCGGCCAAAGGAAAGAACAAAAGUUUCAUCCAAUUUAUUAUGCUAGCAAGGUGCUGAAUGAUGCUCAAUUGAAUUAUGCUACUACAGAGAAAGAGUUUCUUGCCAUUGUAUAUGCUCUUGAGAAAUUUAGACCUUAUCUUAUAGGGUCUAAGGUGAUUGUCUAUACAGACCAUGCAGCUAUUAAAUAUUUGUUGACAAAACCAGAUUCUAAGCCACGUCUGAUCAGAUGGGUACUACUGUUGCAAGAAUUUGAUGUAGAAAUCCGUGAUAAGAAAGGAAGUGAGAACUUAAUUGCUGAUCAUUUGUCACGGUUAGUCAACAAUGAAGUCACUAGCAAGGAGCCUGAAAUCUGGGAAUCUUUUUCAGAUGAAUCACUCAUGUAUAUUCAACAGAGGCCCUGGUUUGCUGAUAUGGCAAAUUUCAAAGCUGCAAGAGUCAUGCCGGAAGAUUUAACUUGGCAACAGAGAAAGAAAUUUCUGCAUGAUGUUUUUGAUUGUUGGGGUAUUGACUUUGUUGGACCCUUUCCUCCAUCUUUCAACAAUGAAUAUAUUCUGGUAGCAGUGGAUUAUGUGAGUAAAUGGGUGGAAGCAUUGGCUUGUCCUAAAAAUGAUGCUAGUACAGUAAUUAAAUUCCUGAAGAGGCAGAUAUUCUCACGUUUUGGCACUCCAAGAGUAUUGAUCAGUGAUGGAGGAUCUCAUUUUUGCAAUUAUCAGCUAGAGAAGGUACUCAAACACUAUGGAGUGAAGCAUAAGGUAGCUGCACCUUAUCAUCCACAAACUAAUGGACAAGCUGAGGUAUCUAACAGGGAGAUAAAAAGAAUCCUAGAGAAAACCGUGACUUCAUCAAGGAAGGAUUGGUCUCUCAAAUUGGAUGAUGCUCUUUGGGCUUAUAGAACAGCAAUGAAGACGUCUAUGGGAUUAUCACCAUUUCAAUUAGUCUAUGGGAAAGCAUGCCAUUUGCCAGUUGAAUUGGAGCAUAGAGCAUUAUGGAUUUUAGAGCUUGAAGAAAUGCGGUUACAUGCAUAUGAUUCAUCCAGGGCUUAUAAAGACAAAAUUAAAUUUUAUCAUGACAGG